Lodderomyces oxycetoniae is the source of this 1560-nucleotide messenger RNA. RefSeq names its product Alk8p (gene ALK8). The transcript has a single exon. The record is from RefSeq and is a predicted model, not a curated record. Lineage: Eukaryota; Fungi; Ascomycota; Pichiomycetes; Serinales; Debaryomycetaceae. The coding region runs from base 1 to 1560 and encodes 519 amino acids. Gene Ontology annotation, molecular function: oxidoreductase activity, acting on paired donors, with incorporation or reduction of molecular oxygen, reduced flavin or flavoprotein as one donor, and incorporation of one atom of oxygen; heme binding; iron ion binding.
AUGACUGAUUUAUUACUUUUCAUUACACAAUUUUGGUAUAUUUCUAUACCAGCAGUAUUUGUCGUUUGUCGCUUGGCCAAAUACUUGCAUUUACGGUAUGUUAUCAAGCAGUUGGGUGCUAAGCCGUUUACAAAUGUUCGAAAAGAUGGCAGGUUUGGUUUCAAAUCUGGUAAAGAUGCAAUAAAGGCUAAAAAUGAAGGAAGAGGCAUCGAUGACGCACAAGAACGAUUCUACCUUGUUGAUAAUCCUCAAGUGCCCACAUAUCGCGAGUUGAUAUUUGGUACCCCGCUUGUGUUUACAAAAGAUCCUGAAAAUAUCAAGGCUAUGCUAGCUACGCAAUUCUCCGAUUUCUCGUUGGGCCACAGGUAUACUUAUUUCAAGCCAUUGUUGGGUAAAGGCAUAUUCACUUUGGACCACGAAGGAUGGAGAGAUUCAAGAGCAAUGUUGAGACCACAGUUUGCAAGAGAACAAGUUGCUCACGUUAAUUCAUUAGAGCCACAUAUUCAAUUUUUGUUCAAGCACAUUGAUAAGAAUAAUGGUGAAUAUUUUGAUAUACAGGAAUUGUUUUUCAGAUUUACAGUCGAUUCAGCUACAGAGUUUUUGUUUGGUAGUUCUGUUUCUUCAUUGCAAGAUGAAUCCAUUGGUUGUGAUACCAGUAGCUUGGAUUUUGCUGGUCGAAAGCAAUUUGCAAAAUCUUUUAACAUUUCUCAGAACUACUUGGCCACAAGAAGCUUGAUGCAAAAUUUAUACUGGUUAAUUAAUCCAAAAGAGUUUCAGCAGUGUAAUCAAAUUGUUCAUGAAUUUAGCGACUAUUAUGUGAAAAAAGUGCUUUCUUAUUCACCAGAAGAACUUGAAAAAAAGAGCAAUGGAUAUGUCUUUUUAUACGAAUUGGCUAAACAAACAAGGGACCCAAUAGUAUUGAGAGACCAAGCAUUGAACAUUUUGUUGGCAGGCAGAGACACAACAGCCGGUUUGUUAUCAUUUGCUAUAUUUGAACUAGCCAGAAAUCCCGAUUCAUGGCAAAAGUUGCGUGAAGAAGUGUUGGACAAGUUUGGUCCAAGUGAAUUACAAGAUAUAACUUUUGAAAAUUUGAAGAAAUGUGAAUACUUGAAGGCAGUAUUAAAUGAAACUUUACGCAUGUAUCCUUCUGUUCCUAGAAAUGCUAGAGUUGCAACAAAAAAUACUACAUUACCUCAUGGCGGAGGACCCGAUGGUGCAUCACCUAUAUUCAUUCCAAAAUCAAGUACAGUUGUGUAUAAUAUAUCAGCAUGUCAAAUGGACCCAAGGUACUAUGGAAAAGAUGUGAAACUAUUCAGACCUGAAAGAUGGUGGGAAGAAUCAACUAGGAAAUUAGGUUGGGCUUAUUUACCAUUUAAUGGUGGACCAAGAAUUUGUUUGGGUCAACAAUUUGCUUUAACUGAAGCGAGCUACGUUAUAACUCGAUUGGCUCAAACUUAUUCCAAAUUGGAAUUGAAACCGGGAUUCAAGUACCCUCCUCUUAAAUUGUCCCAUUUGACAGCUUGUCUUUAUGAAGGAGACUGGGUCAAAAUGGAGAAAUGA